AUGCAAGCGCUUGGCAGCAUAUUCCACAAGACGACGCCAGAGGAAGAGGUGCGCAAGUGGACGCGCAACCUGCGCUCUGAGCAACGCAAGAUUGAGCUUCAGAUCAACAAGAUCCAACGCGAGGAGACCAAGGUAAAAAUGUCGAUGAAGCAGGCAGCAAAGCAGAAUGAUGAAGUGGCGGUACGGAUGCUGGCGAAGGAGAUGAUCCGCUCUCGCAAGGCGGUGAAUCGAUUGUACGCCUCCAAGGCACAGAUGAACUCGGUGUCCAUGCAGUUGCAGAACCAGUCAAGUCAGAUGAGGAUGUCCGGCUCGCUCAAGAAGAGCGGCGAGAUUAUGAAAGAGAUGAACAACCUAGUCAAGGUGAAGGGAAUUCAGCAGUCCAUGAUGGCGAUGGGCAAAGAAAUGGCCAAGGCAGGGCUAAUCGAGGAGAUUAUGAACGAUACGAUUGAUGAGGCGCUAGACGACAACAUCAGCGACACAGAGCUCGAGGACGAGGUAAACAAGGUGGUGAUGGACGUGGUGCAAGGUCAGAUGGACGGCGCACGCGUCGGUGCUUCUCGUAUCCCGACAGCGCAGCAGCAACAACAGGAAGCUGCAGAGGAGGAAGGAGAGGAUGAGCUCAUGGAAAAGUUCAAUGCGCUGCGCAACUCGUAA
Messenger RNA from Leishmania braziliensis MHOM/BR/75/M2904, 654 nucleotides. Its product is annotated as SNF7-like protein. The transcript has a single exon. Lineage: Eukaryota; Euglenozoa; Kinetoplastea; Trypanosomatida; Trypanosomatidae. Bases 1 to 654 code for a protein of 217 amino acids. Gene Ontology annotation, cellular component: multivesicular body; ESCRT III complex. The record is from RefSeq and is a predicted model, not a curated record. Gene Ontology annotation, biological process: protein transport; endosome transport via multivesicular body sorting pathway; late endosome to vacuole transport.